AUGGAAAAAUCACUUAAUUAUAGUAAUACACGCCAGGACACCUUCGACGAACAAUUACAAACCUUACGAAAUCAAAUGCAGCCUGUCAGCGACCUAUCUUGCCAUUUAAAAAAUCUUGAGAGCAAGUUAGCAUAUAUGGAACAGCAAGCUCGAGACUGCAAUAUCGAAAUCAUUAACUUGUCCGACAGACGUAAUGAGAACCUCACAAAUAUGGUAAUGGGCAUUGGUGCAGUUAUCAAACAACAAAUACUUGCGUCCGAUAUUGUAGCGGUUCACCGUGUACCUCAAGCAGGCCAAAAAUAUACCCGACCUAAAUAUGUUAUAGUUAAGUGUACCACCCGGACACUACGCAACAAUAUCAAAGCUGCUAGUCGUCUAGUAUCUAGUAAGGAUCUCAAUACUGAAAAGCUAGGAAUAUCUGGACCACCUCAAAAAAUAUUCAUCAACGAGCAUCUAACUAUGCUGGCUAUACGCUCGGAGCAAGACCUCAAUAAUAUUAAGUAA
Parnassius apollo (apollo) is the source of this 504-nucleotide messenger RNA. The record is from the annotation of a GenBank genome assembly. NCBI's taxonomy places the organism in Eukaryota, Metazoa, Arthropoda, Insecta, Lepidoptera, Papilionidae.